AUGCCUCGAAAGACAAAAUCUGAAGUGCCAAUAUCCAACGUCCUAAGAAAAUGGCAUAAAGCUACCUCUGCGUUACUCAGUCUCCUUCAUUCUUCAAUGAAACUUUUCACUGGGAUUAGGGAGUUUGUAAAAACAACCCGACUCGUUGGAAGCUGCUUAACACAAAGACAAGAACUCAAGACAAGUUCACUAGUUCACAAUCCGGAGCAGUCAAAAGACUACACAGGUUCAAAACUUUGGAGCUUUUCCAUCUCAAACAAUAAAGUCCAAAACAGAAUCCAUUUUGAUUUCUUCUCCUCUACAGUAAAUGCAGCAAAAGUGGAUCCAUCCCCCUCAGGACGAAGACCUGAUUUGACGGCGAAGGGGAAAAAUGAGUUGGUUGCUCUCUUUUCAAGAAAGAGUGGAGUGGAAAACAGAGGCGAGGUCAAGCAGCGCUGCACGUCAACAUACACUAUUCCAAGCCAACGGAUGUUUUCUAGAUCAACGGUUCCCACACCGCAUCGCACACAGCCACAACCAACUCGUCUGGACACUUGCGCAGGAAACUGCCAGUGA
Messenger RNA from Phycomyces blakesleeanus NRRL 1555(-), 555 nucleotides. RefSeq lists its product as hypothetical. NCBI's taxonomy places the organism in Eukaryota, Fungi, Mucoromycota, Mucoromycetes, Mucorales, Phycomycetaceae. Bases 1 to 555 code for a protein of 184 amino acids. The transcript has 4 exons. The record is from RefSeq and is a predicted model, not a curated record.